Molecule: messenger RNA, 1857 nt
Organism: Penicillium roqueforti
Lineage: Eukaryota; Fungi; Ascomycota; Eurotiomycetes; Eurotiales; Aspergillaceae
Exons: 4
Coding region: 1-1857 (618 amino acids)
Molecular function (GO): protein binding
Source: RefSeq, a predicted model, not a curated record
AUGACUGUCUCACUUGUAGGUCAACGUCGUUCAUUUGAUGGUCACUUAAGUACUAUUCGCUAUGUGGGUACUGUUCAAGGGACCACCGGCGACUGGUUAGGUGUUGAAUGGGACGACGCAAGUCGAGGCAAGCAUUCAGGAGAGCAUAAAGGCGUCAGGUACUUCUCAUGCAAAAGUAAACAUCCCACGGCGGGGUCUUUUGUUCGCCCCUCCAGGCCUUCAGACCAGCCUCUGAGCUUUCUAGAAGCGCUGCGGGAGAAGUAUGCUUCGGAGACCGAGCAUGGCCUUUCCCACAAUGAUUUGGCUAGUGGAUCAGCAAUUCAAGGCAAGGCAAUUGAGAUUAGCGGCAAGGUUGUUGAAGAAGUUGGCUUCGACAAAAUUCGGAAACAGCUCGCUGAGCUCCAAGAGUUACGCAUUGUCUUGCUUGAUGGCCUACGGGUUGUUGGAGUCCUUGCAUCCUACAAUCAAGCCCAAGUCUCACAUAAUGAGGCAGCACAAAAGAUUGGAGAAACCUGUCCUAAGAUCACCGAACUUGAUCUUAGUCGAAGCUUAUUGAGUCGGUGGCGCGAUGUUUGGGAUAUCUGCGAUCAGCUUAAGCACCUGAAACGGCUGAGGUUGAACGGAAACCGAUUUCAAGCGUUGGAGGAAGACCUGAUCUUCAAGGGGAUUACUGAGCUACAUUUAGAACAAACUCUGCUUAGCUGGGAUGAAAUCACUGCCAUUGCAUAUCGAUUCCCUGACUUGACGUCUCUCACGGCAUCUGCGAACCAGCUCUCUGAGAUAACGUGUCCACUCCCUAGCACUAUCACAACAUUAACCCUCGAGCACAAUGAAAUCACCUCAAUAUCAGCUCUUCGACACCUCGCUGCACUUCCAAAAUUGGAGCACCUCUCCCUCCGUGGAAACGGUAUCAGCACCGUCAACCAAAACACCACAGAUACAAACCUAGACUUCCAAUUCCCGCCGACUCUCCGCUCUCUCGAUCUAUCCCGCAAUGAUAUCACCUCUUGGACCAUCCUCAACAAACUCCCUACUGUCUUCCCAGGUCUAACCACCCUCCGAAUCACUGCCAAUCCCCUCUUCGACCAACCACCCCUCCCACCAUCUGUCACUGACGACUCCAAACCAAUGACCGUCGACGAAGCUUUUAUGCUAACCCUAUCUCGGUUCCCACCCUCCCUCACCACCCUGAACUACAGCACCAUCUCUCCCCAAGACCGCUCCAAUGCAGAGAUGUACUACCUAUCCCUCAUCGGCAAAGAACUCUCCGCCACAACCGAGGAAGAAGAACCCGCCAUUCUCGCCACACACCCGCGGUACAGUGAGCUGUGCGAGCUAUACGUCGAGCCGACUAUCACAAGAGCGGUUUUGUCGAAUUCUUCAGGCGCCAGAGUCAUCCAUCCGCGGUCUGUAGCAGCGCGACUGGUCAAGAUGGCUUUCCGUCUGCCAACUGGAAAUGACGAAUCCAAGAGUCAAGUCAAGGAGAUUCCUGGCUCGUUUGAUACGUACCAGGUCAAGGCGCUUGUGUCGCGGCUCUUCGGGCUACCGGCGUUUGGGUUUCGGCUGGUCUGGGAGACGGACGAGUGGGAUCCUGUAGAGAAACAAGUUGGCGAUGAGGCCGUUGUUGAAUGGAAUGAGGAUAGUGAGGAUGAACUUCCCCUUGAUAUUGGCUCUGAGCUUGAGAAAACGGACAAUGGUCUUGAUAAGAGCCGGUUUGUGCGGAGGGAGGUGGAGCUGGUUGAUUCAACGAGGGAUAUUGGGUUCUUGUUUCAAGGUGAAGUGGGAGAGGUCAGGGUUAGGGUUGAGAUUCCUGAUUAUGCGUCUACGAGGUCUGCCGCGGUUGCCACUUUCGAGUAA